ACCCGACUAAGAUGAAGCUGCUGAUACACACGCAGUCAUACUGCCGCUGUUCUCCGUUACUGUCGCAUGAAUUCAGUAACACUUCUCACUCGUCGCCAACAAGGGUCCGUUUGUCAUAACGAUAUGAGCGAAAUCAAAGAAAAUGGUGUCGAGGCAACCUCCAAGAACAGCAGCAAAGAGGAAGACCCUAAAGUGCGAUUUAAACGACUCUACAAGAAAGCCAUGGAAAUGGGAGUUUCGGAAGAAGAUUUUAAUAAAAUCAAUGCCAUUAAGGAGAUAAAAGAAGCAGUUAAAACAGAGAAAUAUGGAUGGGUCUCAAAACUUAGGAGUGUUUGCUUGAAAUUCUUCAUCUUGCUUCUUUUGGUUACGUCAUCAGUUAUUGCAAUUUUCGUCUUCCAGUGGCCUGUUCAAAAUACGACCUUGGUCAGACUGUGGUUCUUAUUUUCUGGCAGUGAAGCGGGGUCUGAGCGCGUAGAAGUCUGUGCCGUUGACGCCGUCGAUUACGUGGCCGAAGUGUUCAGACCCCCUACGUCAUGUGACUUUUGCCGCAACGUUACAUUGGUUGAAAAGUUAGAACACGUGAGCCCGGAACAUUUUGAAAAAGUUUACGCUUACUCUUCUGUGCCGGUCGUGAUCACAGACGGUACAAGAAAUUGGACAGCGUCCAAAGUUUUCUCUUAUGAAUUCUUCAAAACGUUGUAUUCAAAAGGAAGUCCUGCUUUGCAGAAUGUGGAGGAAAAUUGCCAGUUUUUCCCGUAUAAAACGAACUUCUCCAGUUUGGAGGAGGUGUUCGACAUGGAUACAGACAGAGCUCUGAUGAAGGAUGGAUCGCCACCUUGGUAUAUUGGAUGGAGUAACUGCGACCUAUCGGCAGCCAAUACCCUGAGGACUCACUAUAAGCGACCUUACUUUCUCCCCCCUGUCGCCGAGUCCAGCAAGACGGACUGGAUCUUCAUGGGCAGUCCCGGGUAUGGAGCCCACAUGCAUAUAGACGCGGUGGAGCAUCCCUCGUGGCAGGCCCAGAUUACCGGCACCAAGCUCUGGACCCUGGAGCCUCCCCCAGAGUGUUACUUCCAAUGUCCCAAGACUGUCCAAGUGGUCGUCAAGCCAGGGGAAAUCAUUGUCUUGGAUACCAAUCGGUGGUACCACUCCACCCUCAAUGUGGGGACAGACAUCAGUAUUACAAUUGGAUCGGAGUAUGACUAGAAAUUACCAUAUAGUACUACAUGUAUAAACCUCACAUAAACGAAUAAAACAGUUAAAACAGA
Magallana angulata is the source of this 1268-nucleotide messenger RNA. RefSeq lists its product as uncharacterized. NCBI's taxonomy places the organism in Eukaryota, Metazoa, Mollusca, Bivalvia, Ostreida, Ostreidae. The transcript has 4 exons. The record is from RefSeq and is a predicted model, not a curated record. Bases 67 to 1206 code for a protein of 379 amino acids.